UGUGUGAGGAUUGUUUACAUUUGCUGCAGCUCGUCAAAAAGGAGGAAAAACAAGAAAAAAAUGAAUCCUCCGAUGAUCAACUCGACCAGCUCCGUGUCUACAACAAAAAAGAAACGAGAGGCGGAGCGCUCCGUUAACUGGACGGUGGAGGAAACUCAGGUGCUGCUUUGCGCCUGGAGCGACGAGCGAGUCCAGAAGAGUUUGGCCGAAAACCUCCGAAACCGCCACGUCUUCAAACACCUCUCGGCCAGGAUGAGCGAAAUGGGUUUCUCUCGGAGUCCGCACCAGUGUCGACUCCGGGUCAAAACACUGAAGGCUAACUACGUGAGAGCCAAACUACAGAGGAGCGUCGACAGCUCACAGCCGUGCAGCUUUAAGUACUUUGCGGAGAUGGACGCUGUGUUGGGAAGGAGGUCAGCCAUGAUGGAGGGAGGACCUUAUUUUAUCUCUCCAGAUCGGCUUUCGGGGAUUCACCUGGACCCCAUUGACAGGACAGGGGGGAUGCCUCCAGAUUUAAACUCUAACACGGAGAUCGGUAUUCACUCUUACGGC
This is a messenger RNA of Scomber japonicus (chub mackerel), 552 nucleotides long. Its product is annotated as zinc finger and SCAN domain-containing protein 20-like. Gene Ontology annotation, cellular component: nuclear body. The annotation marks the transcript as partial. Gene Ontology annotation, biological process: positive regulation of DNA-templated transcription. The record is from RefSeq and is a predicted model, not a curated record. NCBI's taxonomy places the organism in Eukaryota, Metazoa, Chordata, Actinopteri, Scombriformes, Scombridae. The transcript has 2 exons.